GCGGGGUCGAGUGAAUGCGAAACUAAACGUUCACAUCAGGAAAGUAAUUCCAGGAAACUAAUGAAAAUAAAAUCAAGAGAGAGAGUUUCCGAGUAUUGGGGUUGGUGCAAAAUUCAGAGAAGCCGGACGUUUUGCAUUCAAUACGGGAGCUUGUGCGAAACAGAUCAAAACGAGUAAGAUAAACAAGUUACUGAUCCUGUUUCCAUUCGCUUUCUCAGUCCGUCUGAUUAUCCUGAGCGCUGAAUGAGACAACACGAUCUUGUCACCACAAGACUGUCGAACACUGGGUAAAAGUGGAUCAACUGAAACCUUUCGGUUCGCGGGGAGUGUAUUGCGUCCGAGCCAAGAAGACUUCCGUAUUUCUAAGGGAGCCCUGGCAUUGAAGGUGGUGCGCAUCAGCGAGAGAGAGAGAGAUAACGACAUUUUAUGGGCGCUAGUAUUUUAAACAUUUAUUUCAUAGUCCGUCUGAUUAUUCUGAGCGCUGAAUGAGACAACACGAUCUUGUCACCACAAGACUGUCGAACACUGGGUGAGAGUAGAUCAACUGAAACCUCGGGGUUCGCGGGGAGAGUGUUGUGGCCGAGCCGUGAAGCCUUUCGCUUUCCAAAGGGCGUCCUGGACUUGAAGGUGGUGAUAGCAACAAAAGUACAAAACGAGACCUGAGCCCCCAACAACUCUGCACCUUUGGUGUUGGGAUUACUGGAUUGUCACACGGGCCAGGCUGCAAGAAACAGCUGUCAAGUAUGGAAGGAGAAAGUUCCAGACAACCAGGCACUCUGUCUGAGAAAGCCACACCUUUCACAAUGGAACAACUCAGCAAACUGAAAUCCUACUUUGAAGAAGGUGGGGUGGAAAAAGCUACCAUUCUGAUACAACAGACACUAGAGGAACUGGAUAAAAUAGAGCUUAACAUUGCAGUGACAGGAGAAACAGGUGCAGGAAAAUCCACCUUCAUCAAUGCCAUGAGAGGACUUCGGAGCAAUGAUGAAGGAGCUGCUGAAGCUGAUGUUGUGGAAGGUACAAUGGAGCCAACUGUGUACCCACAUCCCAAUGAUUCCAACGUCCGCUACUGGGACCUGCCAGGGAUCGGAUCCCCAAAAUUUCUAGCUGGUGAAUAUCUCAAGAAAGUGAAAUUUGAAAGAUUCGAUUUCUUCAUCAUAAUAUCAGCUUGUCGUUUCAAAGAAAAUGAUGCAAAACUUGCUAAAGAGAUUAAACAGCUUGGGAAAAAUUUCUACUUCGUCCGCACCAAGAUUGAUCAAGAUGUUUAUUCAAUGAGUAAGUGCGGAGGAAAUAAAAUUAAUGAGCAAAAAAAGCUGGAUUAUAUUUGGAGUAACUGCGUCAAUAAUUUGAAGAAAGUGGGGAUUCGGACCCCGACUGUGUUCCUGAUAUCCAGUUUUGAACAGAAUCUGUAUGAUUUCAAUCGGUUAAAUAAAAGACUUGCAGAUGAUCUGCCGUAUAUAAAGAAAAUCGUCUUUGUCCUGGCCUAUGCAAACCGAAGUGUGGAGAUUGUUCAGCAGAAAAGCAAGAUGCUACAGGAACGUAUCUGGAUGUCAGCAACAAUUUCAGGAGGUGUAGGAGCAGUCCCUGUUCCUGGUCUCUCCCUUGCUUGUGACAUCACCAUUCUGAUUCGGGAAAUAAUCUAUUUCCGUAAAUGUCUGUGUCUGGAUGAAGCUUCUCUUCAAAGACUGGCCAACAUCACGGAAAAACCUGUGCAAGAGCUUAAGGCCAUAGUUAACCCUCUUCUGCUGGGGAAAAUAGAUAAAAAUAUAAUUGUGAGGUUAGGUUGGGGUGCUACAGUUGUUGCCAUUUCAGCUUUGGAAUUUGGUCUUGGCUUCAUCCCUGUCAUUGGUUCCAUUUUUGGAGCAGGAUCAUCAUUUCUCAUGACCUACAUAAUGCUGACCAAUGCACUGAAGGACCUUACAGAGAGCGCAGAGAGGGUGGUGAAGGUAGCAUAUGGCAUUGAUUAACUGGUCAGCACCAACAUCAACCCAGUGAGUUAAUGUUAUACUGCAGUAAAAAUAUUCAAUCGGCCUGUCACUGAACCCUGCAGAAAUUCUACAUGACAACUUUCUCCUUUGUUGCUUUCCUUCUGAAAUAUUUCUUAUCCAUUUCUGAGGACACACUUAUGCCUGACCGAGGGAGUGCCAAUCCGUUAAGGAGAUGAAACAGGAGGACAUAGAUGACAUAUGAUUCUAAUUCGAAGAAGAUUCAAGAAGUUACCUCCAGGUGUCUGAAGGAUGCUCACCCGUCAAUCAAUAGCUCUGGGGCAGACUGUUUGGUCAUUAUAUGGUCACAGUGUAUGCAAUAUUGCUGUGUAUAAACUAGUGGCUGUGUUUUCCCUUCAAUAUCUAUAAAGAUCUGAUUGUGAUAUCAUAAAUAGGGCAAUGGAAAGGCAUUUCAAGAAAUUGGAGUAUCAAAUGAAACAGCAGCCAGAGACACAACUGAGUUGCAGUCAGAAAUGAAAGAGAGCUGGAACAAAAUCUCAGUGUCUAAAGAGAAAAGAGCCUGACCAAUCGGAUUUUGUUACCGUUGUGGCAGGGGCUCACAUACACCAGACCAUUGCAGGUUUAAAGGUGAAACUUGCAGAAAAUGCAACAACAUAGGUCACAAAGCGUGUGCGGCAGAUGACAAAAAUAAAUAGCAGUGUUCAAGCAUGGCAUUGGAAAACUCAGACUUAUCAACAGUAAAUUAGUGUUAACUGAAAAUUCCACACACAAAUUUUACAAAGCUCAUCUGGUUCCUUCUACCAUCGGUGAUAAAGUAGCCAGUGAGCUAGAUCAGCUGGAGGCUGAAUAAUUAUUUUCAAGGUUGUGUGGAGCCCAUCGGCAAUAGUUGUGUUCCCAAUGGACACUGGUGUCCAUUUUCAAACCUCAGAAGGAUAUUCCACUAACUUCAGCAGCACAAAUGCAAAGAUGGCUGUCAUUCUUGAAGGACACAAUUACAAGUUUGAAUUUAAGUGCAUGAUAAGUCAUGAAAAUGCUGAUGGAUUGUCUCGGCUCGGAGCAUUUCACUGCAGCGGUGCCUGGGUCCUAGUGCGAGGUAUUAUGUAAUGUUUGGACAAUUUAAACAAAGGCCCAGAUAUACUGGAAGGACAGGGUGUCGGGAUUGAAGGUGAGAGCCAAUAUCACUCACUCUCCUGUGAUGCCCACUCCUCUCCAUGGUGCUGAGGCUAUGAAGACUGCCCCGGUGCUGUGCUCUGUACUCGCAAAUAUAAUGAACUGAUACCGAGGCUUUGGGCCUACUCCAAGCUGCUCUGGGGUUUGGAGUGAAGGACUCACUUUGGUUCAAAACGCUGUUGCUCACUUCUUUUGUUUUCACGUUUUGUGUUUUUUUUCUCCCUCUCUCUGCGCAUCAGGUGUUCGUCUUUAUUUCAUUUUCUUAUCAUUGGGUUCUUUUUGGUUUCUUGCUUUCCGGUUACCUGUAAGAAAACAAAUCUCAAGAUUGCAUGAUUCAUACAUUCCUUGAUAAUAAAUGUACUUUGAAACUUGAAUCAGAAACUCACCAAUUUCCUCCUUGUAUGUCGUAAAGCAACACACUCCACAACCGACAACUCAUCGGCUAUGCUGUGGAUGUCUAUGUAACAGAUGGGUUAUGUUGUAAGAGGCAUGUGUGUGUAUGUAUUUGAGUAAUAUUGCAAAUAUAUUGUUUGAUUAGUGAUAGA
Molecule: messenger RNA, 3661 nt
Organism: Mobula hypostoma (lesser devil ray)
Lineage: Eukaryota; Metazoa; Chordata; Chondrichthyes; Myliobatiformes; Myliobatidae
Product: interferon-inducible GTPase 5-like
Exons: 4
Coding region: 744-1967 (407 amino acids)
Cellular component (GO): membrane
Molecular function (GO): GTP binding
Source: RefSeq, a predicted model, not a curated record